This is a messenger RNA of Eucalyptus grandis, 562 nucleotides long. RefSeq lists its product as uncharacterized. Lineage: Eukaryota; Viridiplantae; Streptophyta; Magnoliopsida; Myrtales; Myrtaceae. The record is from RefSeq and is a predicted model, not a curated record. The coding region runs from base 103 to 528 and encodes 141 amino acids. The transcript is spliced from 2 exons.
GCCGGCUUCGCGGUGCCGUCUUCCAUCAGCCAACGAGUGGGCAGAGUUCAAUUCUUUGAGAGUCAAGAGAGAGUCCGAAAGAGCACGAGGUGAAAAAGGAAAAUGAUGAACAAGAUCAAGAAGGAAUUUAAAGAUGGAAUGAAGCUGAUAUGGAAGAAGAUUGACCCGACAGAUCUGAAACCUGGCGACCACAUCUACGCUUAUAAGCGAUACGGCUCUUAUAGUCACCAUGGAAUAUGCGUGGAAGAUGGCUAUGUGAUUUACUUCACCAGGACAGAGAGCAAGGAGGCCAUCCUCCCAUAUUCUAGAGUUGAAGCCGAAACUGUGCCCGCCUGUCCAGAAUGUGAUUACCGGGAAAACACUGUCUGCGGGGUCAUCAGGACGUGCCUCGAUUGCUUCCGUCGAGGCCACAAGACGCUUCAUUCCAUUCAUUACUUCGUGUAUGGUGCCGCAAUUGGGCUUUCUCCUGAAAAAUUCUGGAACUUGCAGCACCCUUUCCUGUACCAAAUCCCCACAAGAAGUUGUUGAAGCUGCUUAUGAGCUUCUCAAGAGCAAUGACUUU